AUGUCUGAUGUAUUACCAACGAACUCUGUUAUAGUAGUGUAUGUUGAUGGCUCUUUCUGGCAGGCAGGGUUUGGAACGCCAAGUAAUCUUGAAUGCGAUUGCAGGGUAAGGGCAGGAUAUGGAAUUUAUUUCCCAGCGGAUUACGAAAUGAAUGAUCAGUUUCAUUCUGGUCGAGCACCACACUAUGUUCGGACAAAUAAUGACGCUGAAAUUUAUGCCAUUAUCAAAGCAAUGGAAUUAUGCGAGAAUCGAGAUUCAAGAUUGUUUGUUUAUACGGAUUCACUCAAUACGGUCAGAAUGGUAGAGGAAUACAACAUUUGGCAACGCAAUUACGGUUACGGCUAUGGACCUGUACUUAACAAGCUAUUUCAAAAUAUGGCUUUUUUCAAUACUAGACCAGAAUUGGUUUAUGUUCGUGGUCAUUCAGGCAAUCAUGGGAACGAUACAGCACACGAAUUGGCUCAUCAAGGCAUGCGAGAAUCAUGCUGUCAUCUACGCUGCAUCAGAUAA
Molecule: messenger RNA, 510 nt
Organism: Meira miltonrushii
Lineage: Eukaryota; Fungi; Basidiomycota; Exobasidiomycetes; Exobasidiales; Brachybasidiaceae
Product: ribonuclease H-like protein
Exons: 1
Coding region: 1-510 (169 amino acids)
Biological process (GO): DNA replication, removal of RNA primer
Molecular function (GO): RNA-DNA hybrid ribonuclease activity; nucleic acid binding
Source: RefSeq, a predicted model, not a curated record